GCAGGGCGCGGUACUGCUGUAGUUGACCGCCGAAAGGAGCGCAGCGAACCCGUCGCGAUGGACGGCGGGCCAUUGGCUCCGACCACAGGGGCGACAGCAAGGGUGUCAGGAGUGCCGACCCCACAAGGCGGCCCAAAGUAUCGGCCUCAGGACACCGAGCAUGGUGCCAGGGGGGGAGAGGAGGAGGGAAAAGCCGAGGAGUCCUCCAUGGCUACCGCUCCUGAACCAUCGGCAGCAGCAGCGAAGCAGGUUGCGCCGAUGCGCAACCUCUACACCGCGGCUAUGUCGUACAACGGAUACACCGUCACUGACGGCGCCUUGAGGCUCAUCGUGUUACUGCACGCGGCCGACCUCGGGUUCAACGCCAUCGAGAUCGCCUUCAUGUUCAGUGCCUACGAGGUGGCUGGGGUAUUCACCAACCUCUUCGGGGGCGUGGCUGGCAGCAAGUACGGUCUACGCUUCACGCUCUUGACAUCUCUGGUGCUUCAGAUUGUAUGCCUCUCGGCGCUCACGCAAACGGAGCCGGUACUGGGGGACUUGAAAGAGGCCACACCGGGGAACACGAGGUACCUCGAGGCUACCAUCUACAUCACCGCCUGGCAGGCGUUGGCCGGCGUUGCCAAGGACUUGAUGAAACUCACCGGCAAGGCGACGCCGAAGCUCGUUACAAAGGAAGGCGCGGAGGGGAGAUUGUUCCGGGUUGUUGCUUGGCUGACCGGCAUGAAGAACGCGCUCAAGGGGUUCGGAAGCUUCUUGGGCGCGCUCUUGGUGGCCCAGAUAGGUUACGUGAAGAGUCUGUGGAUCCUGGUCGGCAUCUGCGCCUUCUUUGUACCGGUUGGAAUUUUCGGCAUGGACAGGGGGCUCGGCGUAUCUGACGAGAGAAAGACAGACUGGAACCGCCUCUUCCGAAAGGGACGCAACGUGAACGUCCUGUCCGCGGCGAGGUUUUUCCUUUUCGGUUCCCGGGACGUGUGGUUCGAGAUCGGCCUGCCCCUGUUCCUCAGGGCGGAGCUCGGUUGGAAGCGCGAGUUGGUCGGGCUGAUAAUGGCAGGCCUGUUCGCCGUCAACUCGUCGGUGCACUCCUACCUGAUCGUCAGCUACUCCAACAAGGACAAGGUCGCCAUGGACCUCGGGUUCUACUACAUGGCCAAUGCCAUGGGCAGGCUCAUCGGUGUCCUCGUGGGCGGCUUCCUAUACCACUACACGUCGGAUGACUUCGGGCUGUCCAUGUGCCUGGUGGUAGCCUGCCCUUUCCUCGUGGCCGCUGCGGCGAUCUCCUACCACCUCCCCGGCCCGGCCACGCCUCCGUCUCCAACAACCCCGGACAUCGAGUUCAAAGCAGCGGGAGCGUGAUGAUCUCCAACGUCGCGCUUGUUGCCUCUUGUGGUAGAAGGCGUUGUUUUUCCGCAGAACAAGUCGGAAGGAUGGAUGGUGGCAGUAGGUGUGGAACCAUAGUGGCUUUAUCACGGAAUGUAGUAAUGAGCUGUAACGUCGCGCUUUCCUAUUUUGUUUCCGCUUGUGAUGGAAAGCGUUGUUUACCCACAAGAAGAAGCCGGGAUGAGGGCAAUAGGUGUGAAACCUUGGAGAUUUCGCGGAACAUGGUUAUGUAUUCCUCCUGGCCCCCCUGUUCCGCGUUGGAGCCCAACGCAUUCAUACUUCCUGGCGCCGAGGAGGCCAGUGGCUUCGUUUAUCGGGAAUAGGGGCCCGGUUUUGUCCUGACCCUGCUGCUGAGAUCGAAGAGAAAUCCAGCUCCUCCCCUAGGCCACCCUAGGCCGAAUUUGAUGAGACAGGCAGCGUCGAGGUGUGUGUACAACAACGUUCCACGUUUCGUGUGACGGUGCUGCUUGCUAAGGUUUUACUUGGGCGUAGCCCGUAGGGGGGGGUGCUCGGGCCAUCAGUCCGGUAUUGCGUGGCACGUGUUUUGUCGGUGAUUUUUGUUAGUUGUGAAGGAUCAGAGGCGAGUCGUACUCCCCCUGUACACACGCUCUUCCUAGCUCCGAACGCAAACACGGUCGGUGAUGCAUCUGUCACUUUGUCUGCAUAAGGUGAUGCACAUGUAGAGUAAACACAAAGCGAACCACGGUACGUCGAAGUUGAACCCAUGGUAUUCAUAUUUUCGGUUGCAUGUCCUGCGGUAGUGUUUGAUGUGUGUCGUUCGACGUGCGAGAGGCACGUGGUUGGGGGGCCAUUAGUGUCGAGGAUGAUGUGUCCAUCGCUGCCGUGACGUAGGUUUUCUUUCAUGUCGUGCGAGCUGUGGGGUUUCGAACACCAAGGCACGUCCCGGUAACCUAUCGCGGUACUAUUGCGGUGGUGAGAGAAAUUGAGCGUUUUGCUGCCUCAAGUGGGUUUUCUACCUCUUUCACCACCAGAACGUCUUGCUGGCAACGGUGUUUCGUGUCUGACCGUUUUGUGUCCUGUUUGAUGUCCGUUUCUACUGGUUGGAUGUUUCUUUUUUGUUCUGGCGUGUAUUCCCGUGGGACCUCUGGGACUUGGCGGUCGAUGGUGCAGGCUGGCUUCUCCGGCGACCUGUCUUGUUUCCGUUACCGUUGGAAAAUUGCAGUUUCAGUUGGUUCCAUCACGUUACCGUAUUCAAAGUCCUUACCGGAGAUGGUGUUGACGAUCUCGCUUAAGGGUCCUGUGGGAUGCUUCGCUGAGCGUGUGCGCCGCGUGAAUGAGGUUUGGUGUUCAUAGGUUGCCGUUAUUUGUAAGGCAAGCGACACCCGCCCUCCGGGAGUUUUGCGAACAGGUUCAUACUCCAGAUAUUUCCCCCAAGUUUGUCAUAAAGUUCGUUGCUGGAUGCGUGGAUACAAGCGUGCAAGCGCAGCUACUCUCAUGCGUUCCUGAGAGCAAGUAUUCGCAGCGAGCGUCUGUUGGAUCACGGAUGAAGGUUGUUAGUAUUCGGCGUCUGGAGUGUUGGUGGGAACCGUUUAGGCUUUGCAUGUACCUCGCAUGCGCGCGUCGCGCGUUGUGGCCACAUGAGUAGUUGUUUGUUUGAGCUGUGUGGUGGCGUAGUCAAAGAGAGAGAGAGAGAGAGAGAGAGAGAGANAGAGAGAGAGAGAGAGAGAGGUCCCCAGAGUCUGCCUCAUCCGUGGCCAUUAAGUGAUUUUCGUUGCGUGCUAGGGUGGGGUGUGGAGCUGAUUUUUUCAUCUGUAGACUACAUGGUAUUUUAUCUGUACACGUUUGUGUGCAGCAUUUGUGGAGAGGCUGGCAAGAGAGAGGGAGGCGGGGCUCUAGGCGUUGGGAACCAAGAGUUUAUCAGUUAACAGUUGGCUUGACCGCUGUUGGUGUUGGCCGCCGAGAUGGCCGUAGAGGUGCAGGCUACGGUAGGUUGGUCACCGACCAGUAGAAGAUUAGGGAGGAAGGUUUUGGGAGGACUAGAUCGACCUAAAGACAGCUUGUUUCUUUUUCGUCCGCGAACCCGGCUUGGUGGAUCAAUGCCCAAUACAAGCUCAAUGGGACCCACCG
Messenger RNA from Ectocarpus sp. CCAP 1310/34, 3465 nucleotides. The record is from the annotation of a GenBank genome assembly. Lineage: Eukaryota; Phaeophyceae; Ectocarpales; Ectocarpaceae.